Molecule: messenger RNA, 1415 nt
Organism: Colossoma macropomum (tambaqui)
Lineage: Eukaryota; Metazoa; Chordata; Actinopteri; Characiformes; Serrasalmidae
Gene: tnfaip8l1
Product: tumor necrosis factor, alpha-induced protein 8-like 1
Exons: 2
Coding region: 260-820 (186 amino acids)
Biological process (GO): regulation of apoptotic process
Cellular component (GO): cytoplasm
Source: RefSeq, a predicted model, not a curated record
AAAAAAGACUCGUAACCGAUCCGCAACACUUCUUCAAUUAUUUACACCGCUGGACCGACACCAAAAAUAGCUCCGCCGACCCGGGCAGCUCGCUUUUGUUGUCUUUUGAGAAAAGCGUUGACUCUUCUCCGCGGUUGUAAACAGGUCGCGUGAUAUGGCUGCAACACCCUGCAUUUCUCAGAUGGAGAUUUGAAGAAGGAAGGCUGGAUUGCAGAUCACGGAUUUGACGCCCCAGUAUCCGGUUUAAGUUGGAGACAACAUGGACUCCUUCAGUACGAAGAACCUGGCCCUGCAGGCCCAGAAGAAGCUCAUGAGCAAGAUGGCGACCAAGACGAUGGCCAACCUCUUCAUCGACGACACCAGCAGCGAAGUCCUGGACGAGCUGUACCGCGUGACCAAGGAGUACACCCGCAACCGCAAGGAGGCGCAGAAGAUCAUCAAGAACCUCAUCAAGAUGGUGGUGAAGCUGGGGGUUCUGUACCGCAACGGCCAGUUCAACAACGAGGAGCUGGCGCUGGUGGAGCGUUUCCGCAAGAAGGUGCACACCCUGGCCAUGACGGCGGUCAGCUUCCACCAGAUCGACUUCACUUUCGACCGGAGGGUCAUGAGCGGCCUCCUGAACGACUGCAGGGAGCUUCUGCACCAGGCCAUCAAUCGUCACCUGACGGCCAAAUCCCACGCACGCAUUAAUCACGUCUUCAACCACUUUUCCGACUGUGACUUUCUGGCUGCGCUGUACAGCCCCUCCGAGGUCUACCGGGCCCACCUGCAGAGAAUCUGCGACGGGGUCAACAAGAUGCUGGAUGAAGGCAGCCUUUGACACCAUAUUUUGGCCUCCUGGAGCUCUUACAUUGUUCGUUUGUUGUUUUUUUUACUUUGUAUGUGAACAUUUUUCCAUUAUUUCUGUUGUUUUUGUUUAACCACCGUCCACCAAAGGCUUUAUUAAGCUGUUUCUGGCCCAGCGUGCUUCUCGUGGGAGGACCCUAACACGAACAGCUGCCCCAAGUGGCCUUUCCGUGACAAUGCACCACCCUCAUGUUUUCGUGCUUAAACCAUUCAAGGAAGAGCAUGACUCAUAUUUUAAACACCCGCUCCUGUAUGGCUGGAUUAUUCAGGGUUGCAGAUUGUUUAAACUAUGAAAGGAAAUGCUGAGGGAGCAGAUGGACGUGCUUUUCCCAUAUUUCUCGAUGAGUGGAAUCAUAUAAUCGAGCAUUUUUAAUGCACUAUAGUGAUUAACUUUUAAUGAAGGAGAUUUUUGUUUCAUCUCUUACAUGGGAUUAAGGUUUACAUUGUACCCUUUCAUGUUUUUGAUUAAGAAAAUAUCAUGCCAGCUUGGAAUGACUGUAGCUUGUGAUCAAAGGACCAAUGUACACAAUCUCUGCAAACGUUUUUAAUCUUUUUUAUGUUUUAACGCC